GCCCCGGGGGUGGGAGGCGGCGCGGUCCCGCCCCGGUGGCACGGAGCCGCAGGCGGCGCCCGGUGGGAGCGGCGGCGGCGGCGGGGCCCGGAGCGCCCGGAGCGCCCCCGCCAUGGACGAGGAGGCGCCGGGCCGCAAGGACCCGGGCGGCGCUUACGGGACGCCGCAGAAAUAUGACCCGACAUUCAAAGGUCCCAUUUACGACCGCGGCUGCACCGACGUCGUCUGCUGCGUCCUGCUCGUCGUCGCCAUCGUGGCCUACGUCGCCGUGGGCAUCGUGGCCUGGACGCACGGAGACCCCCGGAAGGUGAUUUACCCCACGGACAGCCGCGGGCAGUUCUGCGGGCAGCAGGGAACCGCCAACGAGGACAAGCCCUUCCUCUUCUACUUCGACAUCGUGAAGUGUGCCAGCCCGCUGGUGCUGCUGGAGCUGCAGUGCCCGACCACGCAGAUCUGCGUGAGCCGCUGCCCGGACCGGUUCCUCACCUACCUGGGCGCCCACGCCGCCGGCUCCGCCAGCGCCCUGCGCUACUACCAGCAGUUCUGCGUCCCCGGCUUCGCCGACCUGCACAAGGCUCCCCUCGAGGCGCUGAGGGACCGGGAGUGUCCGGCCAUGCUCAUCCCCAGCACGCCACUGGCCCGGCGGUGCUUCCCGGCCCUGCGGGCCCAGCAGGGCGUCCUCAUGGUGGGCAACCAGACCACCUACGACGACGGCCGCGGGGCCCGGAGGAACGUCACCGAGCUGCUGGAAGGCGCCAAAAAAGCAAAUGUGGUUCUGGAAGCGAGACAACUGGCCAUGAAGAUCUUUGAAGAUUACACGGUUUCCUGGUACUGGAUAAUAAUAGGCCUGGUGAUCGCCAUGGUGGUCAGCUUCGUCUUCAUCGUCCUGCUGCGGUACCUCGCCGGCAUCAUGGUCUGGGUGAUGAUCGUGAUGGUGAUCCUGGUGCUGGCGUACGGAAUCUUCCACUGUUACAUGGAAUAUGAUAAGCUGAAGGGGGAGGCCGGCUCCGACAUCUCCCUGAAGGACCUGGGCUUCCAGACCGACCUCCGCGUCUACCUGCACCUGAGGCAGACCUGGCUGGCCUUCAUGAUCAUCCUCUGCGUCGUGGAGGUGCUGGUCGUGCUGCUGCUCAUCUUCCUCCGCAAGAGGAUCCUCAUCGCCAUCGCGCUCAUCAAGGAGGCCAGCAGGGCCGUCGGCCACAUCAUGAUGUCGCUGCUGUUUCCCCUGUGCACCUUCUUCCUGCUGUGCCUCUGCAUCGCGUACUGGGCCAGCACCGCCGUUUUCCUGUCGACCUCCAACGAGGCCGUCUACAAGGUGUUCAAUGAGUCCGCGUGCCAAUUUUCCGGGCAGACCUGCAACCCGGAGACGUUCAACACGAGCAACGUCACCAAGGCGUGCCCGGACGCCCAGUGCCUCUUUGCGUUCUACGGGGGCGAGACGGCCUACCACAAAUACCUCAUCGUCUUCCAGUUCUACAACGUCUUCAUGUUCUUCUGGUUGGCCAACUUUGUGAUCGCGCUGGGCCAGGUCACGCUAGCCGGGGCCUUUGCCUCUUACUACUGGGCCUUCAAGAAGCCCGACGACAUCCCCGCGUUCCCGCUCUUCUCCUCCUUCGGCCGCGCGCUCCGGUACCACACCGGCUCGCUCGCCUUCGGGUCCCUGAUUCUCGCUAUCGUCCAGGUCAUCCGGGUCACUCUGGAGUAUCUGGACCACAGGCUCAAAGCUGCCGAGAACAGGUUCGCCAAGUUCCUCCUGGGCUGUCUGAAGUGCUGCUUCUGGUGCCUGGAGAAGUUCAUCAAAUUCCUGAACAGAAACGCGUAUAUCAUGAUUGCCGUCUACGGCACCAACUUCUGCACUUCUGCCAGGAACGCCUUCUUCCUGCUGAUGAGGAACAUCAUUAGGGUGGCCGUUUUAGAUAAAGUCACGGAUUUCCUGUUUUUCCUCGGGAAGCUCCUCAUCGUGGGCAGCGUCGGAAUCCUCGCCUUCUUUUUCUUCACCCAUCGAAUAAAACUGGUUCAAGACACGGCACCAUCCCUGAAUUACUACUGGGUCCCUAUUCUGACGGUGAUCGUGGGCUCCUAUCUCAUCGCGCACGGGUUCUUCAGCGUGUACGGCAUGUGCGUGGACACGCUCUUCCUCUGCUUCUUGGAAGACCUGGAGCGUAACGACGGCUCGGCCGAGAAGCCCUACUUUAUGUCGUCCGACCUGAAGAAGCUCCUGAAGAAGAGCAACCAGGGUCAGAAGGACGCGUAGCGCUUCCUUCCCCUUCCCGCGCCUCCCUUCCCACUCCCACUCUUGGAGCAGAGCCGCGCGGACAACGUACGGCCCGAGCGCCUCUGUCCGGCACGGAAACGCUGUGAACGGCACCCGAACUGCAGCCUCCGCCGCCCGACCGGCACGGCAGCCCAGGCGGGCGAGGGGCCCCGGAGCGGCACGGGGAGGGCGUUUUAACCAGGUUUUGCUCUUUUCUCACCUCAGAGGAACCGAUUACUGUAAAGUGAAAUUACUAAAUCCGGUUAUAUUGGUUUAGGGGAAAAAAAAGGUGCCCUUGCCUCGCCCGUUAAAAGCGAGCUGCGCCGAAUUGCCGCCCGGUGCUCGGCCGAGUCCGGAGGCUGCGGUGACGGCGGGCGGGUUCGAGCCGGCAGCUCUAAGCAGUGGGUUUCACCUCCUCGCGCUUGCGGCCCCCGAGAUGUUGUAGUGAAGCUGCUGAUUCCUACACAGGGAAUUUAAAAGCACUGAUAGUAGGCUUGCUUUCCUUGCCACGUUUUGGAGGCUUCUUAGGGAGCUGUUCUGGGGUUUUGCUGAUCGCGGGUUAGAAAACUAAUUCUUCUGGGGAUCUGUCGAUUAACGUUCCCGCACCCGGGUGUGAACGGUGGAGGCGGAAGGGAAAUCACUGGUGAGGGACCGAGACUUGUGCGGUGCAGGACGGUGCCAAACAUCCAGCCAAACAGCUGGAAGCCGAGUAGUCGGGUGCGAUGGGGGUGGACGGACGGAUGCUCUGUGUGUUUGUGUCUUUCUGAAAUGACCGAGAGCCUAGAAGCUGCUUCUGCCAAUUCCCCUGGGAAAAAAAAAUCCUGCAUUGUAUAAAAUCAUUUUUUUUUAAUUGCAAUUUUGCAAUAAAAAGUCCCUAACAGGCAAAAUGCGGUUAGCUAAUUGUGUUUGGCGACGCGAAGGAUUUAUGCCCCCCCGAUGCAUGGUCAAGGAGUGACGUGCACAGCCUUUCCCAACAACCGAGUUCAUUAACAUAAUUUUAGAGAAGCCAAAUGACCAGCAAGCGAGGUCGCCUUGUUCGCGGCUGCCACGGCGCUCUCGACUUGUAGCUCGCCGGUGUUUCCGGGAGGAAGGUCCGGCUCCGCGGCAGAUUUCAUGGAGGAAAAGGAGGUUUUGGGGCAGUUUGCAGGAGGCUGGACCAGUCUGACCGCCCGGCAUCACGGAUCGGACACCCGCUCGGGGAGGCCGGCGGUCUCGGGAGGCAGCGUGGGGUCAUAGGUACCUCUUCGUUCCAAAUUAAAAAGUGCAAAAACUCCUUAUUGCAGAUGGUCGAAUUCGGUCAGCCAUGCGCAACUUUAAUCAGUGCUAAAGGAUAUAUUUUGCUUUUUAUACGUAUUUCUAGUAGCCUCUAGACCCCCGUAGUAUUUUUGUAAGAUACAGGAAAUGUUUUAUAUCGGAACUGUUAAAUGUUUGGGGUUUUGUAUAUUUUGUUUAUUAGCUGUUUGCCAUCAGUUUGAGCACUGUGCAGGCCUGCGAUGCUGCUCGCAGCUCACCGCCUCAGCCGUUUCACCGGUGAUGCCUUUCAGUACCGCAUUCGUGACGGAUUUUUAAAUAUAUAUACGCUCUGGUGCGUCUGUAACAUCCUAAGAUUUAACUUCUGCCUCACUUACUGCCUUCUUUGGGCUGCGUACUCCGAAUAUUACGUAUUGCAAAGUUACAGUACCACUAACUUCUUUCAGAGCUUGUCGCGGGAGUGGGAGGAUUUCCGCAUUUAUUAGAGAUAAAAAGCAGUAGUUGGUUUCAGCACCUUUUCCCUCGGUGUAACACAGGCCCCUGCGCGCGAGCUGGUCCGAGGCUAAGUGGGAGCAGAUCGAAAAGGAAUAAGCGUUAAAAAGGAGACGCGGCCAGGAGAUGAGCAGGAACAGUUACGGGAACGUGCUGGGUUUAGAGCUGCGCCAGCACCUCCCAGAAAGGGCUCGCAAAGUGUUUUCCGCGGCGUGAUGUUGGUCCUGGGUUUUUUUCUUCCCUUCUCUGACAUUUUUGUGUAGCUUUUGAUUAUUUUUUUCCCCUAACUGUCUGCAGUUUUAGUGUAGAGGGUGAGUUUUGCUGCUUGCUCCUUGACUGUAGCUGUUGUCUUUUUAUAUCAAGCUUCUUUGGCUGCGGAAAUGCCGUCCGAAACAGCUGAUCUGGGGAGGACCUCCCUAACUCUGACAUUUACUUCCAUAAACAGUUAAUAUCCAGUGUAGAUGUUUAGGUCGAGAAACGUAAAGGUUGAAAAAGAGUAUAAGUGUGCAAGGAAAAGCUAUUCUUUUUGGCUGGGACAUGUUGCUGCCCCUGCCGGAUUCUGGGUAAAUUUGGAAUUUAAGGAGCAGAAUUAGGGAAUCCCGAUGCUCUUUCCUGAUGAAAAAGUCGAAGCAACAGCCAGAAACCGUUCCGGCUCACGGCUGCGCUCACGGAGAGCCCUGUCUUGUAAGGCAAAAUAGCAAAUCUUCCAUUAAAUGAGUUUUUUGGGAAAAUCUUCACAGAAUCGCGCGGGUGAAAAAAGCCCGGAGUCACUUCCGCGCGCUGGCAGGAUUCUGGUGCCCAGCAGGGCUUUACUCGACGGCUUCCAGUGUUUCUGUCUGGAAGCGCGGACAGAUCCGGCCGAUCCGUGUGCAUGGGAGCGCUGCUCCCUCCGCCCCAGCUACGUGUUUUAAGCCAUUGUUUGUCUUUAAGAACGAUUACUCUCUUUUCUGCCUUACGCGAUACUCCUUUCGCCCCGUGAACCAUGCAUGCUCCUCUUUACUCCCCGAAAUCGGGCAGGAGUGAUCCCGCCACGGCAAACCGCCACCGCUGAGACCUGCGGGGCUGAUGUCCCACGAAAACGCUCCUUCCCCCUUUUUAAUGUAUUUCUCAGAGGCAUUAACUGCCCUCACUAUGCACUGGGGCGCCUAUGCAAACACAGAGCUCUCGCCGGGACGUACGUGUGUUUCCCAAUGUCGUGCGCGGUAGUUGUAUCCAUGUCAGCAUUCCAACCACAAAUAAAGUGCCUAUUUAGACCUCA
Messenger RNA from Dromaius novaehollandiae (emu), 5255 nucleotides. RefSeq names its product solute carrier family 44 member 2 (CTL2 blood group) (gene SLC44A2). The coding region runs from base 113 to 2254 and encodes 713 amino acids. Gene Ontology annotation, biological process: transmembrane transport. Gene Ontology annotation, molecular function: transmembrane transporter activity. The record is from RefSeq and is a predicted model, not a curated record. NCBI's taxonomy places the organism in Eukaryota, Metazoa, Chordata, Aves, Casuariiformes, Dromaiidae. The transcript has 22 exons.